Molecule: messenger RNA, 345 nt
Organism: Danaus chrysippus (African queen)
Lineage: Eukaryota; Metazoa; Arthropoda; Insecta; Lepidoptera; Nymphalidae
Source: the annotation of a GenBank genome assembly
AUGCUGACGAUGGAUAUACCACCAUGGAUCAUAAAUCUAUUUGAUGAAAUGGAAGUGGCCAAUGUUGUGUUACAAGAGGAGCUGCUCGAGCUAAGCACUAAUGAGGAGCUGAAGGUGAAAUUUAGAAAAGGCUACCAAACAUUUUGGCUGCAAGCAGAAAUACCCGAAAAAUAUCCUGGACUGUGGGAAAUCGCAAGGAAAUUUCUAAUAGCUUUUCCCUCGUCAUACCUUGUCGAAAGAAGUUUUAGUGCCGAUGCAAACCUCUUAACAAAAAAAAGGAGCAAAUUAAACAUCACAGAGCGGGGGGAUUUGCGGUUAUUUCUCACAAAAAUAUCCAAACAUUGA